Molecule: messenger RNA, 837 nt
Organism: Varanus komodoensis (Komodo dragon)
Lineage: Eukaryota; Metazoa; Chordata; Lepidosauria; Squamata; Varanidae
Product: tetraspanin-3-like
Exons: 2
Coding region: 1-837 (278 amino acids)
Cellular component (GO): membrane
Source: RefSeq, a predicted model, not a curated record
AUGUGCUUAACGGAGCGUACUCACAGGGUAUUUUUUAAAAUGAAGGUGGUAAGAUUUAGUCCUAGCUUCAGCCCUUCCUUAUUGUGCAUAACCGAGCCCUGGAGCAGAGCCUUUGCAAAAGUUGCUUUGACCCUCCUUGGUUUCUUUCUCUGGGGAGCUGCUCUGGCUCUCCUGUUUGGUGGAACCUUUGUGAUCCUCACCUAUGAGAAUUAUAGAUCCUUCUUCCAGAACAAAUUCUUCCUUGUGCCUGGCUGGUUGGCUAUUGGGGCUGCUCUUCUGCUUUUCCCCACUGGUGCUUUAGCUAUGUGUGCCCCACUGAGGAAUUCUCGCCAUCAGCAGGGAACUCUGAUGUACCUGUUACUGGUCUUACUCUGCUUGGAAACUUCCUCGGCCAUUAUGGCCCAGAUCUACUCCGCCAAGGCUGGUUAUCAACUGAAAAACAUCAUGGACUAUUCUUUCCACCUGCAUAACCAGACCAUUCCCAUGGAGGCUGUUGAUUCCAUCCAUAAGCAGCUGAAGUGCUGUGGGGUAUACAAUUACACAGACUGGAUGGUGGCACUUCCAACCCGUCUCCAAGCUGGGCGUGUCCUUGCCCCGGAAAGCUGCUGCAAAGAGACAUAUUUGGAUUGCACCGGUGAUGUAAGUCAGCCAGAGAAACUCUUUAAUGAAGGUUGUCUCAAAAAGCUGGAUGAAAGACUGAGAUUUGUCAUGUGCUACCUGGCUUGGUGUUGCCUGGUGGUAGGAUGCUUAGAGAUGUUGGCUGCUAUUAGCAAUGGAAUACUUAUGAAAGAGCAGCCAUUCCAAGACUUCCAAAUUCUUGAUUCUGCAGUUUUCUAA